CAAUGCCCCCACCGCUGUACAGAGCAGGUCAGGAUCUGACGGACCGCUGCUGUUAGUGUGUGUGUGUGAGGUGUGUAUGAGCCAGAAGAGCGGAUGUAGGUCCAGCACAUGGAUCAUCUGCUUCUCAGGUUGACCACCACCACACUGCUGCUGGCGGUGACCCUCACCUCCCUCAUCACAGCUCUUAAGUGUGUGUGCCAGCUGUGUGCCAAUCACACCUGUGAGACGGAGGCCAAUGGCGCGUGCUGGAACUCGGUGAUGCUCAUCAACGGGAAGGAGGAGGCUCUGAAGUCCUGCCUGUCUCCCAGUGAGCUGAAAGGCCAAGUGUUCUGCUACAGCUCCAAGGACGUGUCCAAACGCAACUGCUGCUUCACCGACUUCUGCAACAAUGAGACGCUCCACCUGCGCCCAGAAACCCACACCGACGGAGGACACUGGGGUCGACUGGAGAUGGCAGCUUUGAUCCUGGUGCCGUCCUGCCUGCUGUGUGUGGGCGUGGUUCUGAGUUUGUGCGCCAUGAGGAACCAGCGCUCCCUGCACAGCAAGAGCCGGAAUCAAGACCCGGAGGAGCCGCUGGACGACCAGAGUCUCGUCUCGUCGGAAAAAUGCCUGAAAGAGCUGAUUUAUGACAUGAGCACGUCUGGCUCUGGAUCAGGGCUCCCCCUGCUGGUACAGAGGACGAUAGCGAGGACCAUCGUGCUGCAGGAGAGCAUAGGUAAAGGCCGUUUCGGGGAGGUGUGGAGAGGGAAGUGGCGAGGCGAGGACGUGGCCGUGAAGAUCUUCUCCUCUCGAGACGAGCGCUCCUGGUUCCGUGAGGCCGAGAUCUAUCAGACCAUCAUGCUGAGACACGAGAACAUCCUGGGUUUCAUCGCGGCUGAUAACAAGGAUAAUGGUUCAUGGACUCAGCUAUGGCUGGUAUCCGAGUACCACGAGCACGGCUCGCUGUUCGACUACCUGAACAGGUACACGGUGUCGGUGGACGGCAUGAUCGUUCUGGCUCUGUCCAUCGCCAGCGGCCUCGCUCACCUCCACAUGGAAAUCAUCGGCACCCAGGGAAAACCAGCCAUCACUCACAGAGAUAUAAAGUCCAAGAACAUUCUGGUGAAAAAGAACGGUACGGCAGUGAUCGCUGACCUGGGACUGGCCGUGAAGCACGACUCCUCUACCAAUACCAUCGACAUUCCAGUCAACCACAGAGUGGGCACAAAGAGAUACAUGGCUCCUGAGAUUCUGGACGACAGCAUUAACAUGAGCAGCUUCGAGUCGUUUAAGCGGGCGGAUAUCUAUUCCAUGGGCCUGGUGUUUUGGGAGCUGGCGCGAAGGUGCUCCGUCAGAGGUCUGCAUGAGGAUUUCCAGCUGCCUUUUUUUGACCUGGUGCCUUCAGACCCGUCAGUGGAUGAAAUGAGGAAGGUGGUGUGUGAGCAGAAACUACGACCCAACAUCCCCAACCAGUGGCAGAGCUGUGAGGCCCUGCGAGUGAUGGGGAAGAUCAUGAGGGAGUGCUGGUACUCCAACUCCGCCGCUCGCCUUACUGCCCUGCGUGUGAAGAAGACCGUCUCUCAGGUGACCGUCGCGAAGGACGUUAAGGAGUAGCGCGCUCUGCACACCGGCGGACUCUGGUCUGAUUCAGUAAGGGACCACAUUUCAGUUCUGAGGACGUCUUAAGAUGCUCUGACGGGAAAACUAAACAGCUUAGCUGGGUUUCCAGUCCUUUAACUGGGUUUGUGGUGUAAUGGUGCAGGGAGGAUAUACUGUGCACUGACCGUUCCAGUUUAUCUGGAUGACUUUAUACCUUGUUCACUGCCUUCUUGCUUACUCGUAGCUUUCCUCUUUAACCUCCUUCUCUUAACACUCCUCCUGUGGCUUCU
Messenger RNA from Trichomycterus rosablanca, 1868 nucleotides. RefSeq names its product activin receptor type-1C. Gene Ontology annotation, molecular function: ATP binding; activin receptor activity, type I. Gene Ontology annotation, biological process: cellular response to growth factor stimulus; protein phosphorylation; activin receptor signaling pathway. The transcript has 9 exons. Gene Ontology annotation, cellular component: plasma membrane; activin receptor complex. The coding region runs from base 109 to 1593 and encodes 494 amino acids. The record is from RefSeq and is a predicted model, not a curated record. Lineage: Eukaryota; Metazoa; Chordata; Actinopteri; Siluriformes; Trichomycteridae.